Messenger RNA from Anisakis simplex (herring worm), 1086 nucleotides. Lineage: Eukaryota; Metazoa; Nematoda; Chromadorea; Rhabditida; Anisakidae. The record is from the annotation of a GenBank genome assembly.
AUGUUCGGACACCGGUUAGCUGCCGUAAGAAUGCAUUUCAGAAAUCUUCUCUCGAACUAUAACCGCCUAGUUAGGCCGGUAAAGAACAGUACAGAAUCAUUGAAAGUGUUGAUGAGAGUUCAUCUGCAACAACUCAUUGAUGUGAUUUGGAAUGACUAUCGACUUUCAUGGGAUCCCACACAAAAUGAAAAUAUCACGAGUGUGCGAUUCAUAAGUGGAGCGUAUGUUUGGCAACCGGAUAUACUUCUUUAUAAUAGUGCAGAUGAAUCAUUUGAUUCAACUUACCAAAGCAAUGUGGUUGCAUAUAACGAUGGAGAAAUCAACUGGAUUCCGCCUGGAAUUUUACGUGCUUCUUGCAUUAUGGACAUCACGUGGUUCCCGUUUGAUGAUCAGACGUGCUACUUGAAGUUCGGAUCAUGGACUUAUAAUGGAUUCGCUAUCAAUUUGCAAGUUGAUUCCGAAUCAGGAAAAAAUACGAUAGCCGUACGAGAAGAGAGUUUUUAUGACUGCUGUAUUGAACCGUAUCCAACCUUAAAAUUUUACAUCAAUUUGAGACGUCGAACACUUUUUUAUGGUUUCAAUCUGAUCGUUCCAUCAUUGCUCAUCUCAGUAAUGACGCUACUCGCAUUCGCGCUACCACCAAACGACAUCUCUGAAAAAAUCAGCUUUCGCAUGUUUUUUUCAACGUUAACUAUUAUUGUGGCCGUUUCGACAACGUUCACGAUCAUGGUAAUGAACGUGCGAUAUCGACAAACGGCCAAUUGCAGAAUGAGUAAAACGGAACUUAUCGAUUCAUGCAACAACAUCUAUAAAAAGGACUUGGAGAGAACGAUACCAUCGAGUUUGGUUGAUCAAUUGUGUGUUGUACCUAUUCAGAAACUUGACUUAGAGCGCAAAGUUGGUGACGGGAUGUUCACAACGAAUAAAUCUAUCAGGGUUCGAGUUCAAAAAAUGAAUCAAUAUGAUAAGUAUCUCAAGCAAUGUAUUGGUCGUAUCAGUGAUCCACGUUUUUGUGAACAACUCAACGGCGCUAACGAUGUCCCCAAACCGCUCGGCAUCACUGGACGAGUUCCGAUGAAUGCUUAG